This is a messenger RNA of Schizosaccharomyces osmophilus, 270 nucleotides long. RefSeq names its product copper-binding protein of the mitochondrial inner membrane Cmc2 (gene cmc2). Lineage: Eukaryota; Fungi; Ascomycota; Schizosaccharomycetes; Schizosaccharomycetales; Schizosaccharomycetaceae. The record is from RefSeq and is a predicted model, not a curated record. The transcript is spliced from 2 exons. The coding region runs from base 1 to 270 and encodes 89 amino acids.
AUGGGUAAUAAGUCAGCUAUUGAAGAAGAAUUUGAGAUACGAUCUAUAUAUCAAAAGGAGGUGAAAAAGAACUGCCAAAAGGAAAUUGAAGACUUUGUUCAAUGCGCUACAGGUCGAACUGUCAGUGUGCUUUGGAAAUGUCGCCAACAAAGUCGUGUAAUGAACGGUUGCCUUCAAAAAACAAUAGACCAAACAUCCGAGUGGAGAUUACGCAGCCAUCAAGAAGGAGAGAAGCAGAAAGCUUUUCAAGGGCAAAUUGAAAAAGAAUAA